GUGGCGUGGUGAAAGGUUUCCCGUUGGGAUUUCCGGCCCCCUUGGUCUUCACCUCAUUUUUGAAGAGGGGAGGUGAGUGGAUACUCAACUCUUUCUCUCGCGCUUUUAUUCAGCUUGUUCCUGUUCGUCUAUUCGGGACGGGGGCGGGCAGCCCACAUACAUGAAGAGAAUAAGAGGGCGGGUUUGAAAAGAUUAGAAAUGAGGAGGAUAGGAGGAGCAUUUUUUCCUUCCUUAGUGAAGGCAUUCGGCAUGAAAAUCGUCCCCUAUGAACCUAAAAAUAACUCUGCUUUAGCAAGAGCUAUAGCUUCUAAUUCGGAUUCAGGCUAUUCUCGCCUUCUUGUCUAACCUAAUAAUAACUAAAAUCAAGGAGUUUAUCUGAACGUCAGUUUUCCAUUUCAAAUCUAAAUCUCGUCCAUGCAUAUCUCCACAUUACGGCAUAUCCCAACAUCUCGGCGUCUCGUCGGCGAUCUUAGCUGCUUCUUCGUUCGCUACUAAAUGAAAUAGUCAAUUCCAAUGUACCCAGAAAGAGAAAACAAUGAAUCCCGCUGGAGUGUUAGAACAUACGAAUAAUGUUGUAACCUCCGAAUCACUAUAUCCGUAGACAUCUACGAAUGAAGAAAGAUCUCCGACAGUACGACAUCGUAGACAGUAAGAUGUCGUUCAAGAGCGUUUGCCGAAAUGCUAGCCGUUGGAGUCUUUGACUCCUGGAAUGUUUGACUAUUGAGUUUGUCCCCAAUGUCGAAUUUCGUUUUUGUACUGCCGGGUGGCCUCCACCUAUUCCUUUCUCGUGAGCUUCCUUUCCCGUGUAGAGGCGCCUAUUCGUGUUUAGCCCUAUAUUGACUCAUUUUUUUUAUUGAGUGGAAAAGCUCUCGAGUUGGACGUCCCAUCCGUACUUUAGAAGCGGCCAGCUAAACCAGAACCAGACUUUUUAUAAUGAAUCCGAUCACGCGAAAAACAAAUAUCAUAAGAGAAGAUGCCAAAAGACCUCUCUUUGUCGAUGCUAUCACCCUUCUACUCCCAUCGGAGUUCUUCCAUUGAUUGCCUUCCAACUCUAACAUCUGACGAAGGCCUUUGGUCCUCUCACCUGCCUUGCUUGCCUUCGAACAUGGAUUCGUACAAGAUCCCUCUUUGGUCUAGGCUUGCUACUUCGUUCUGGGCUGGCCUCCUCAUUCGAAGAUGGAGAGGCCCUUCGCAAUGUAUGAGACGACGUCCUUCUUACCAGAGCUCGGGCAAGCCUUCUUUUAUUGACAUCGAGGCGGGGAAAGAUUGGCUUUAUUUCUUAUCAUACGAUAUUUCUUGUCCGAAGAGAAAGCAAGCUAUUGCGAAUCCAAUUCGUGCGUAGUUGUUGUCCAACCUCUCAAGAUUCACCCUUGCACGUACCUUUCAUUCCUGAAUAGGAUUUCUCUCCUUCUAUCGCUUACAUUUCGUUCUCUCAUGGGGCUCCAUGCACGCACACAAGCAUUCUCUAUUUGUUCUCUUUUAUCGGGCCAAUGCGGCACAUUUCGUCGGAUCGUUCUGCCGCGGAGUCUUCCGUUGAUCUCUACACACGUGCGGGUACUUCACUUUUGAUUUUGCACUAAGUUACUUACGUUACGGUCUUCAGCAGGCAGGCUUAUACCAUUAUGCUCACGAGCAUAAUCUUUGAAAUUGUCAUUUAUUCACUUAAGGAAGACUGAUAUAGAGGCUUUUCCCGCAAUCGGAUGUGAGUGGGUCUUGGAAGGAGGUGUGGUCCCCAAUCUCCUAAGCAAAUGUUGUCGUGUCCCCUUCAUCGGGAAGAGAAAAUCAAGAUAGAAUGCCGAUCCUCAAAGAUGAGAAGCGGCUCGCGCCUAUCUAUAGUAAGGCCCUCCGCAGGAUGAAUUCUUUUCCCUUCACAAGGGAGGGGUCUGCUAAUGGAACCUUUUCCUUUCCACUCACUAUAAGAAAAUCCAAUCGUCUCGGGGAUUACUACUUUGCUCUUCCUACCACCCACACCCGUACAUGCUGCUUUCUAGUCUUCUCCACCUAAAACGGUAACGGUUGUUGGUGUCCG
Molecule: messenger RNA, 2029 nt
Organism: Cuscuta europaea
Lineage: Eukaryota; Viridiplantae; Streptophyta; Magnoliopsida; Solanales; Convolvulaceae
Source: the annotation of a GenBank genome assembly